Zootoca vivipara (common lizard) is the source of this 1031-nucleotide messenger RNA. RefSeq names its product chromosome 7 C1orf53 homolog (gene C7H1orf53). NCBI's taxonomy places the organism in Eukaryota, Metazoa, Chordata, Lepidosauria, Squamata, Lacertidae. The record is from RefSeq and is a predicted model, not a curated record.
UUCUUGGGCAAGGAAGUGACCGCGGCUCCUGCCCAGGGGGAGAACCGGGGCUGGAUCCGUCCCGCUCAUGGCAGCAACAUCGCUUGCGCGCUGCUGCAGCAGCAGGGCAAUCCCCUGCAAGCCCCCGGGGCAGCGGGGCAGAAGGCCGCUGAGUCACGGCCAGGCGGACGGGGAAGGAAGUCUCCCUGACGGCGGCGGCAGCGGCUGCUCCGCGGCCCAGCGCUCCGGGGAGGCGGGCACCUGCGAGGGCAGGGAAGGGUUAACCGAAGCGGAGAAGAGGGUGGUGGCUCUCCACGAGGAGGCAUGCGCGGCUGGGAAGCAUAACUACAUAGAUCCAGUCACUGGAUACCUAGUGUUCACCAAAGUGGCCCAUUUGCAGAGAGGACACUGCUGUGGUACUUCCUGCAGACACUGUCCAUAUGGUCAGAUGAAUGUUAAAGAUCCUUCCAAAAAGAAGCGGUUCAAUUCCUUUUUCUACGCUUGACGAUCGAAGCCUUUUGCAUCAUACCAUGAAGUUGAGCGGGAGUCAGCCAUCACUCCCACUUCUUCCUUCUUUUCUGCCCCCUACAGCUUCCAUAUUUUGCAUAAUGCCAUUCCUUUGACCUCUGCUGUUCUGCAUCCUGAAUAUUUUCCAAUUGCAAUAAAAUAAAAACCCCAUGUGUGCUCCAGUGGCGCUGAGCCAUUGACAAGGCUUUCCCUUUCUCUGGUGUUAUAAGUGGCUGGCUGGGAAGAGAUGGUUGCUUUGCCUUCCAGAGUUAUCAGGCUGGAGAGGAGAAACCAGCCACUCUCAGGCUAGCUUUGUUUAGCUUGGUGGUGCUGAGCUACUCUUUGAGAAACAUUUAAAGGUGACUUUAAAAGACAGAUUCUCUUCUGGCACAAGGCUGAAAGGAAGUCUCCAAACUGAUCCAUAACACAAUCAUUGGAUUGACAUCUUUGUCCUGAAUGUUUUUACUAUAUUUGCUCUGCAAAUGUGUGUUCGUUUGGCUGCAAGCUCAACAAGAUAUUCUUAAGCAACUGCAGACUUGGCUUGU